Molecule: messenger RNA, 1542 nt
Organism: Gastrolobium bilobum
Lineage: Eukaryota; Viridiplantae; Streptophyta; Magnoliopsida; Fabales; Fabaceae
Product: pectinesterase 2-like
Exons: 2
Coding region: 1-1542 (513 amino acids)
Biological process (GO): cell wall modification
Molecular function (GO): pectinesterase inhibitor activity; pectinesterase activity
Source: RefSeq, a predicted model, not a curated record
AUGGCAUCAUUUAACUUGUUCAUAACACUUCUAAUUGUUCCAUUUCUAUUUUCCUCCAUUGUUUCUGGUUACUCAUUGAGUGCCAUCAAAUCAUGGUGUAGCCAAACCCCUUACCCUCAGCCAUGUGAGUACUAUUUGAGCAAUAAUGCUUUCAACAAACCCAUAGAAAACAAGUCUGAUUUCUUCAAAGUUUCCCUCCAACUCGCCAUAGAUAGAGCACAAAAAGGCCAAGAAAACACUCAUUCACUAGGCCCUAAGUGCAGAAACGCUCAUGAAAGAGCUGCAUGGGUUGAUUGCCUUGAGCUCUAUGAGUACACUAUCCAAAAGCUCAACAAAACCAUAGACCCUAACACCAAGUGCACCCAAAUUGAUGCUCAAACUUGGCUCAGCACAGCUCUCACAAACCUUGAGACAUGCAUAUCUGGAUUCUAUGAUCUUGGGGUCCAAGACUAUGUCCUUCCCUUGAUGUCCAACAAUAAUGUUACUAAGUUGCUAAGCAACACCUUGGCUCUUAACAAGGUUCCUUACCAAGAACCAAGUUACAAAGAUGAGUUUCCAACAUGGGUCAAACCUGGUGACAGGAAACUUCUUCAAGCAUCUUCUGCAGCUUCUAAAGCUAAUGUAGUUGUGGCUAAAGAUGGCUCUGGCAAGUACACAACAGUUAAAGCAGCCAUAGAUGCUGCACCAAAGAGUAGCAGUGGAAGGUAUGUAAUAUAUGUGAAGGCAGGGAUAUACAAUGAACAAGUUGAGAUACAAGCAAAGAAUAUUAUGUUGGUGGGAGAUGGUAUUGGCAAGACAAUUAUCACAGGUAGCAAAAGUGUUGGAGGGGGAUCCACAACCUUUGCUUCUGCCACUGUUGCUGUUACUGGUGAUGGAUUUAUUGCUCAAGACAUCACAUUCAGAAACACUGCAGGAGCAGCAAAUCACCAAGCAGUGGCAUUACGUUCAGGCUCAGAUCUCUCAGUAUUUUACAGAUGUGGCUUUGAAGGUUAUCAAGACACACUAUAUGUUCAUUCUCAGAGACAAUUUUAUAGGGAAUGUGACAUCUAUGGCACAGUUGAUUUUAUCUUCGGUAAUGCAGCUGUUGUUUUCCAAAAUUGUAACAUUUAUGCAAGAAACCCUCCUCAAAACACAAUCACAGUUACUGCACAAGGUAGAACUGAUCCAAACCAAAACACUGGAAUCAUCAUUCACAAUUCUAAGGUUACAGGCUCCUCAGGUCUAAACCCAAGCUCAGUAAAAUCAUAUCUUGGUAGGCCCUGGAAAAAAUACUCAAGAACAGUGUUCAUGAAGACUUUUCUUGAUAGUUUGAUUAACCCUUCUGGUUGGAUGGAAUGGGAUGGUAAUUUUGCUUUAGAUACUUUAUACUAUGCAGAAUAUGCAAACACAGGUCCAGGUUCUUCUACUACAAAAAGGGUCACAUGGAAGGGUUACCAUGUUCUUACUAGUGCAUCUCAAGCCACACCAUUCACGGUUGGUAACUUUAUUUCUGGUAACUCAUGGUUACCAAACACUGGUGUGCCGUUCACCUCAGGGCUUUGA